Vespa crabro (European hornet) is the source of this 2928-nucleotide messenger RNA. RefSeq names its product MATH and LRR domain-containing protein PFE0570w-like. The record is from RefSeq and is a predicted model, not a curated record. Bases 1 to 2928 code for a protein of 975 amino acids. NCBI's taxonomy places the organism in Eukaryota, Metazoa, Arthropoda, Insecta, Hymenoptera, Vespidae. The transcript is spliced from 6 exons.
AUGUUUCUUCUGAUCGUAGGUGAGGAGACGCUAUCACCAUCAACGUCAGCAUCACCAUCACCAUCACCAUUAUCGGCACCAAUACCACCACUACAACUUCCACCACCUGUACCACCGAGACGAAGAAGAAGAAAAAAAAUUAUAAACGCGGAAAGUUCGGAUAAGGAAGUCGAAGGUAUUACGAAAUAUAGUAAGGUCGAUCGAAAGCGUCUACCCCCACCGCCACCACCUUCUCAAUUACCAAGAAAAAAUAAGAUCAACGAGAACGUUGAUAAGAGUAAGAUUAAAACGAGGAUAAUAAUUCAUGAUCCACCGAGUUCGAAGUUUAUUACCACCGAGAACGAUGAUGAGACCUUGAAUGAGAUCUUAAUGUCGGAUAAUUCGAAGGAUAAUAUUAUAAACGAAGAGAUUUCUUUAUGUAAGAAGAAAACUUACGACGAGAUAAAAGAAUUUAAACCUGACGACGAGUUUGAUCCUAAUAAUGAAUUACUGACAACAUCGUUGCACUCUGAUGACGUUACAUCAUCGAAAAAAGUCUUCAAUAAGGACAACGUUCUACUAUCAUAUAACGAUAGCGAGUCGAUGAUUGAUGAGAGCCCUGAAAAAGAUUCGUCAUACGAUCAAAUGGUAAAGAAAAAGGAAUACAACAAAUAUCCAUCUUUGUUUUUUACCCUCGAUGAUUUUCAAAAUGUUAUUACGAACGAUUCGCAAACAACGUGGCCGUCUAAUGACAACGAGAUAUUAAAAAAGGAAUUGGCAAAGGUUGAAAAUGAGAUAGAAAGUUUCUUCGAGGAAGAACAAAAUCCAAAGGAUGUCGAUCAUAUUACCAAGGAUCUGUCUUUCUUAAAGGAUAAUCAUAUCGAGGAUGUGAACGAUAAGGACAAUGACGACGACAAGGAUGAAAUUUGUUUUCGCGUAACUCCGACGAAUUUUCCUUUUGAAAAAUGUUUAGACAGAUGGAAAACUUCCUUGGAUUAUGAAAAUGAAGAAUUUCGUAACGAUCAAGAUAAUAAUUUUAUUUUCGACAAUUACAUCGACAGAAGUAGCGCGUUAAAUGUCAGACGAUCGAAAAGAUCAUCUCUCUGUUAUGAUAUAUCUCAAAAUAACGAGAUCACCGUAGAACAUACUGCUACUAAAGUGAGAUUCGUAAUAGAGACACCACCAAAUUCCUCGAUGCCAACCAAGGUCGAUGGUGGUCUACGGAAUAUCGAUUCGAUCACGAACGAGAAAGUUCACGAGGAUGAACAGCGGGGAGAGGAGGAGAAGGAAGAGGAACCGCAACAUCAGAAGCAGCAGCAGCAGCAUCAGCCUGUAGAAGAUAAUCUCGAAAGAAAUUUGCAGACUUCUGAUAACGCCGAUAUAUUCGGUGAAAUACCAUUUGAUUCCUUGAUUCUAAAUAAUGCCAAUCGAAAAUCUAUAGAAAUUUCUUCGACGAUCGAUAAUAAUGAACACGUAAAGGUACGUGAAUCUAAGAUCGAAUCUAAUUUAUCGGAAGAAUUAUUAUCGAGGAAAGGAGAAGUUUCUAACAAGACUAACAACAAGAACAACAGCAAAGACAACAAGGACAAUUAUGAAGACGAUGAAAACGAUGAUAACGUCAAUUACGAAGUUAAAGGGACUAAUAAAAAUAUUUUCAUUAACGAAGAAUCGAAAAGUGAAUCACUUAAUAAUACUCAAAAGCAAUUUGACAAGAAUGAACGUAGAAAAAUUUUUUUAACGCAAUCGGCUCGUAAUUUCAUCAACGACAGUCCCAUAGAUUGGGACGAAGGAUUCACGGACGUGUCCAGUAACCAUGAAUUAUCCUACAAAAAUCCAUACGAAGAGAGAAAGAUCGACGAGGAAUCAUUGAAAAUCACGGAUUCAACGAAUUCCGAAAUAAUUAUUAAAGAUGAAUUGAAAACGAUAACUAUGUCAAGCGCGUCGGAAUUUAUGAAUGAUCGCAUAAAAAGGAUCGAUUAUGAGACUAUAAUCGGUAAAAAAAAAACCGAUGUACCGGUUAACGUUAGACGUAAUACAUUUUUAGAAACGAUGCUGUCGGAUGUAGAUAAUAGGGAUGAAGAAAAUUUGAAUAAUACAAUGGGAUAUUGCGAGAUCAUGGCGGUACGAAGAAUCCAAGCGGAAAUAAUGGAGAGUCGACAGUUGGACAACGAUAUGAUGAAAAUGUCCAAGUGUCAUGUAAGAGAGAAGUGUGUCAUCGAGCGAUCUGAUGACUCGAGCAAUAUCAAAGAUACGAUUGUAGAAACGAGGAUUAUUAAGAAUAUUAAAGGGCAAGAUACUCUAACGAUAAUCCCCGGUAGCGUUAGGAAUUUCGUUAAGUAUUACGAGAUCCGUCAGGAAACGACGGCCAUCGAAUAUUCUAAAAUUAACGAUAGGAUGACAUUAGUUAGAUCUAAUGACGAAAGUUCGAGAGUAUCGAACAGGAUAAAAAAUUUCGAAUGCGAGAAACGAUCGAUGGCUGCGAGAAGAUAUAAUGAUUUCAAGAAGGAGAAUAAAAUCGAUAAAAGGAUCAAUGAAGAUACGGUAACGAUCGAUGAUGAAUCGAUACUCAAUAAUGAGAUUAGUUAUACGAUGAUCGUGAAAAAGAUCGUAGAUCCAUUGAAAGAAAUAAAAGGGAAACGCGCGAUCGAUUUAUCCGGAUCAUCUAAUGAAUUAAACGAAACUAUUCGAAUUAAUGAGUUUUCGACUAAGAUCAAUCGUAAGAAAUCAUCGUUGGAAUUUAGUGACGAACAGGAGUUUGAAAAUGAUCAAGAGGAGGAAGAGGAGGAGGAGGAGGAGGAGGAGGAGGAUGAUCUCUCGCAGCCACCGCAACGACAUCUUCCGCAGGAAGUAUUAUCCAGAGCCGAUUACGAGAGAAAUUCAGGUAUUAAUCGAUUCGCUUCCAACGCUGAAAAUAAUACUACACGCCUCGUAUUUUAUUGUACGGUGUGA